This is a messenger RNA of Linum trigynum, 2049 nucleotides long. The record is from the annotation of a GenBank genome assembly. NCBI's taxonomy places the organism in Eukaryota, Viridiplantae, Streptophyta, Magnoliopsida, Malpighiales, Linaceae.
AUGGCUAAGAUGGGCGAGGAAGAGGUUGACUAUGAGAGCGAUCUAGAGGAGGAGAAGCAUCCCCUGGGAUUGCGGAGGCGCGAGGCUGCCAGUGAUGACGAGGAAGUUAAUGGCGAAUUGGAGUUGAAACGUCUUGGACUGGAUCGGAGGGCGCCCAUUCAUUCCGCUGAUGAAUCUGAUGAUCAAGGUGGGGCUGCGGAUUAUGAUGAUGAAGAGGAAGAAGAGGAGCCAUUAGAUGGAGGGGAAGAAGAAGAUUAUGAAGAGGACGGUUAUGUGGUUGGGAGUGAGGGGGACAAUGUGGAGGAGGUUGAAGGUUUUCUGGGCCAGAAAGUCCAAAACAUAAUUUCGGUAAGAGGAGAAGAUGGUGAAGGUAAGGGUGAUGAAAGAGAUAUGGAGGGUGAGAAUUUUGAAGAAGGGAUCGACGAGAGGGAGGGUGAGGAUAAUGUUGGCGAGGAGGGGGAUGAGGAGGGGAAGAAAGAGAAUGAACCUUUCGCUGUGCCAACUGCUGGGGCUUUUUACAUGCACGAUGAUCGGUUUAGGGAAAGUUCUGGUCGUCAAAACAGGCGAACAUAUGGUGGGAGGAAGCUGUGGGAGUCCACAGAUGAGAAAAAGUGGGGGCAUGACAAAUUUGAAGAGAUGACUUCGCUAGAAAGACAUCAUGACCAGGGUAGAAGAAACUCUAGAGGUAGUUAUCGUGGGCGUGGUGGUAAAAAUCGUGGUCCAGAACAAGGCUAUGGAAGAAGGAGCAGCUCUGUUGCAUUGAGCAAUGGGGACAAUCAGAGCCAGGGACCUAAAAGUGUCAGGGGAAGAGGUCCCAGAAAGUAUGAACCUAACUGGAAACACAGUAGCCCUACAUCUUCGUUGCAAAAUAAGCACCCUGUAGAGAAGACUUCAUAUGGUGGUUCGGGAAGAGCUAUAACAGUUAUGUCAAAUCCUGAAUCAGAGCAAGUGCCUACUGCAAGAAAACAUUCAAGCUUAAAUUCAGCUUCUCCUCCAUUUUAUCCUUCUGUGUCUUCAAGUAAAGAUGUUACUGUGACACAGAAAAGUAAUAUGCAGUCUGGAAGUGUAAGUCGGAACAAUGUGCAGCCGACUGGUACCUUAGCACGUGGGAAAAAUGUCUCUGAUACUGUUGGCAUCGACAAACUUUGUAUUGAUGACCGUGCUCCAUUGACUACUGGGAAGGCAUUGAAUAAUGUUCCAAUGCCACACGUUUCUUCUUCUUCAGUGGUCAACAACUCCUCACUAAGGUCUCAAACCAGGGCCCAGGAAAGAGCUGUACCUGGUUCUGGACAGGUGGGUUAUCAACCAAUUGCCUCUCACAACCAAGUCUGCAGAACCUUUCCAGUAGUUCAACAUCAUGCAGUUCAAACAGGUGUUUCCCAAGGCCGGAUUCAGUCCUCUGCUCAAGCACUUAGUCAGCAGUCAUCAAAGCCUUCUGGUGGAAGAUCUCGAGCUUCUUCUCCACCGAAUUCUGCGGUGUCAGAAAAUUCUUAUGAACAUGGUGAAGUUGAAAGUAAUUCAGAGUCUAGUAAAUCUAGGACUGCAUUGGUUGGGAAGGGGAAAGGUCCGCUCCUGUAUGGAGGUGCUCAAGUUGUGGCUACCUCUGGCGGUAUGGGUGUUGUUCCUGGUGAUCAGAACUUCCCUGCAAGACCUGCUUUCUUUCCUGUGAUGCAAAUUGGAGGCCAGCAUCCUGGUGGAAUGGGUGUUCCUGCUCUUGGCAUGGCUUUUCCUGGAUAUGUUGCUCAGCAUCAACAUGGUUCUGGGAAUUCAGAAAUGGCAUGGUUGCCAAUUUUGACUGGUGCUGCAGGAGCUUUAGGUGCCGCAUACUGUAAUCCCUAUCUUACAGUUGAUGGUUCUUCUUAUCAUGCACUCCCAGCCGGGCAGGCAUCCUCCAUGAGUUCUUCAAGCAAAGAAACCAACACAAGCAGAUCAAACAAUGACUUGAAACCUUCAAAAAGACCUGAGGCUGUGGGCGAUGAAUAUGGGCAACGACAGAAGCCUCGCAGAUACUCAGAAAUGGAUUUUAAGCAGCCAAGUACAAGUACCUAG